AUGGAUUUAACCGGAAAAUUAUUACAAGAUCUUUCUCAAUUAUCAUAUUCACGAGAACAUUAUAAUGAAUUAAUGGGAAUGCUUUGGAAACGAUGUUUUACUCAAGAUAAAAGACUUUGGAGACGAACAUAUAAAGUAUGUUUUAUAUGUUUGCCCUUAAUUUUGUUAUCAGCUCAUACGAGAAAAAACCAGUUCGAUACUGAUUUAAAUCUUGUUCGUGUAAAUAUUUCAUUGAAUGUAAAAAAAACAACAACAGCUGGAAAUGCUAUCGCUAUUAUUUAA
Molecule: messenger RNA, 282 nt
Organism: Rotaria sp. Silwood2
Lineage: Eukaryota; Metazoa; Rotifera; Eurotatoria; Philodinida; Philodinidae
Source: the annotation of a GenBank genome assembly